Molecule: messenger RNA, 768 nt
Organism: Spinacia oleracea (spinach)
Lineage: Eukaryota; Viridiplantae; Streptophyta; Magnoliopsida; Caryophyllales; Amaranthaceae
Product: protein FATTY ACID EXPORT 7
Exons: 2
Coding region: 190-519 (109 amino acids)
Biological process (GO): fatty acid transport
Cellular component (GO): chloroplast inner membrane
Molecular function (GO): fatty acid transmembrane transporter activity
Source: RefSeq, a predicted model, not a curated record
GCAACAGGACUUGAACCAGGAUGACCCGACUUUAAUGUUCCAUAGCGUGGCUAAAAGAAAGGGAGGGGGAAUAAUAAAUUGAAUUGAGUGGGGAAGAAGGUUGUAGAUUCUCACUCACUUUCAGUAGACGAAGUAAGGACUAUCAAACGCCAAUUUAGCAAAUUACUCUACUUUCAAUUAAAGAAGGAAAUGGACUUAUCAACAUCCCAGAAAUUCACUCUUGGGUAUGCUGGCCUUGUUGGAGUAGGUGGAGUUAUGGGAUAUAUGAAAAGAGGUAGCCUUAUGUCCCUUGGAGCAGGAGGAGCAUCAUCCGCUGUGCUGUAUUACGUUUACACACAACUCCCAAAUAACCCUGCUUUUGCUUCAUCACUCGGGCUUGGGGUUUCAACCAUGUUGCUUGGAUCAAUGGGUUAUCGUUUUCAUAAGACAAGGAAGGUGUUUCCUGCUGGAGUGGUUGCUCUUCUUUCUCUUGGAAUGACCACUGGAUACCUACAUGGAGUUUUUCGAAGCCAGCACUAGUUUACAAUAGAGUGCCUGAAAAAUAUCAUGGUAGGAUAUUUGUUGAAACUUGGUUGCAAACAUUUUGUUAUGUGACUGCCUUAGGAUGCUUUUUGGACCCAAGGAUGAUGGUUAGUAUUAGUUAUAUGGAAUGGAAUGGAAUGUUUGUGUUAAAAUAAGUUGUAGAUUGAGUUACUGAAGCUUUUUUUAUGGUACCAACUUGUUUGUAAACUUUCAAUUCUAUUCGCCCUCUGUACUCGUGUAUACAAA